Molecule: messenger RNA, 1522 nt
Organism: Osmia bicornis bicornis
Lineage: Eukaryota; Metazoa; Arthropoda; Insecta; Hymenoptera; Megachilidae
Exons: 5
Coding region: 370-1491 (373 amino acids)
Source: RefSeq, a predicted model, not a curated record
UAUUCAUUGCUAACAGCCUAUAAAUAGUCAUUGCCACUUGUUAAUACUAUGUAGCAAGUUUUCUUUAUUUCUGAAAAGCUCAAAGUAGCAGUUAACCGGUUCUGUGAUUCAAACAAUACCAUUUUGGAGAACAAUAAAAGGCAUUCAGUGCACCAUGAGUGCAAAAUGUAUAGAAUUAUACUGAAAGGUUUAUAUUAUACAACAUGAUUGGAGAAGUUUUUAAGCAAUUUACUAAGGCAAAGUACUUUUUUUAUCAAAACUAAAUUCGUUUCGAGAUUAAAUUGAACUUUGUAAUAUUUUAAUUAGAUAGAAAAAACGCGCGCUGAAUCAGCUGUAAUCACCACGCGCGAGAUACCUAUGUUACAAUAGAUGAAUUCAAAUUCUGAAAAAAUGUCCGAUAUCAAAAGCGUUUUAUCACUAUUAUGUCAGCAUUUAAAUUCAUCGAUCAAUGUCGUAAUGAAACCUGAAUAUUUUAGAUUGACAAAAUUUAAUGGUACAGCUGAAAAUAUCACCGAGGAAUUCUGGAAAACAUUAAAUACUUUAAGUUAUCAUGCCGUGAGAGAAAAGCAAAUCGAAAUUGAUUUUCAACAGUAUGGUAUUAUUUUGGGAACAAAGUUGUAUUUUGCAUAUUUACAGUAUCCAGCCGUAGAGUUUUACGCUUUAAACAGAGACAGUAAAAAUAACAGACAAUUAUUAUUAGCAUUCGCGUGGCUUCUUGGAACACAAAAUGUUCUAAAUGUUAUUAUUAGAAUAAAUUUAUCCAAUAGUGUACUGGGAAGAGAAUGUGCAUAUCCGAAUAACUCAGAAAAAAAAGAAACAGAGUGCAAUGUACCAGAGUCAUUGAUUGCACAAAUAAAUAAUGUAUUAUACUUAAAUGGUAAAGUAAAUUACAAUCUAAAAGAGAUAUCUGAGUUAAUUUCUGAAAGAGCUAAGCUAGUAAGCAAAGCUCAUGCUGCAAGUAUUAAUGUCAGUGGUUUACCACAUCUCAGUGUAUCAGAAUUAGCAUUAAUAAAACGUAUAUCAACAAUUAAUAAGAAGGCACCUUCUAAUGAGGAUAAAAGAUAUUUAAAGAAUUUAAACAUUAUAGGUGGUUUGUUAGAUACACACAUGAAAUGGUUAAAGAUAGAACACAUGUUUUUUGAAUGGAUGGUGACCGUAGUUGAAGAACACAAUAAAUCUCUAACUUCCAGUUUAGAUGACAUUAAUUGGAAUGAAAUUUCAAAAUUCAUUUCUUUAUUACAUUAUAUAACACAGGAAAGAUUUGAAAGUUCAUCUUUCAAAAAUGAAUCUAAGGCUUCUCAAACUUGUCCUUCUACAUGUGUAUCACGUUUAUUAAAAGUUGAAGACAGUAAUAAAGAAAUGGAAAAUUGGUUAACAGAAAUUUCUGCUGAAGUAAACAAAGGUAUGGAAGAUCUGUCUAAGAGAAAGGAAGAACUGUCUAAGGAAUUAAAAGAUAUUCUGAAAUCAAUACCUUCUUCCAUUCAAGUUUGAUUUGCAUAAAAAAAUAAAAAAAUAUAUAUCA